CAGCUCAAAAGCUUCAUCACUCUCACACACACACGAACUACACACACUUCCCAGACACAUCCACAGGACACACGCCGGUGUCGGAGCGGAGCGAAAAAGACACACAGGAGAAAGGAGCGGUGCCGCAGGAGGUGGCACGACAUGAAAGGUCUUUUUGGAGAGCAAGAGCGCAACACCUUUUCUUAUUUAUUAUUCUGUGAUUUUUGUGCUGCAAUAAAAAGCAGCUUCUGACACUCGGACUGAGGCUUCCAGGGCUUUGAGAGCUGUUACUGUGGACUUUAUAUCUUGCUACUACCAAGCCCCUACAGGAGAACCGACCCUCGUGUGCGCAAAAUACGCGGGGACGGGGAGAGGGAGAUACGGAGACUGAGAGCCUCUCAAGCGGGACUUGAAGCACCCUGGAGCCGCUGUCUCUGGAGCGCAGCUAUCGCCCGAAGCCUCCCAGCUGUGGAGCGCACGCAGUAUUGGUCAAGGAGUUUGUUUGUUUGUUCACUAUUUUUUUGGAUGAGGUUUAGUGGCAUCCGCUAAAUGGACAGACAUAAAAGGCAAAAGGCUGCGAAAAUAGAAAUCUUUAAAUUUCUUCAAUAACAUGUAGUUGGCAUAGUUUCCUCCAUCAAUGGUUAAAUAAAAGUGGGAUUAUUCCUGAAGUGGUGGAGUUUUGACUGCUGCCAGCGGUUUUUGGUCUUACUGGGGUGUGGAUUUUUUUAAACAAACAGCACAAUUUAUAUUCUAAGAGGUGGAAACACUAGAAACUUAAAGCUCUCCACGAGUUUCUGCAUCACUCAAGAUGGAUUUUGAGCCAUCGCUGAUUGGAUUUUUAAUGGCAAUGUGUCAUCUGGCAUUGAGAGUCAGAGGAGAAGAGGUGCCAGAGUGCGGAGGCAUCUUGGAUGCCAGCGAGGCGGGUUACAUCACCUCCCCUGGUUAUCCUCUGGAGUACCCGCCUCAUCAGAACUGUCACUGGAUCAUCACGGCGCCGGAGGCCUCGCGCAUCGUCCUCAACUUUAACCCACACUUUGAGAUUGAGAGGCUGGACUGCAAGUAUGACUUCAUUGAGAUCCGCGAUGGGACUUCGGAAAAUGCUGAUGUUCUGGGUCGACACUGCAGCAACAUCGCCCCAGCGCCGAUCAUUUCAUCUGGACCCUCCCUGCAGAUCCGAUUUGUCUCAGAUUACGCCCACCAGGGGGCGGGCUUCUCUCUGCGCUACGAGAUCUUCAAAACAGGGUCGGAAUUCUGCUUCCGCAAUUUCACCAGCUCCUCCGGCAUGAUCGAGUCCCCGGGCUUCCCGGAUAAAUACCCUCAUAAUCUGGAGUGCUCCUACAUGAUCAUUGCGCCGCCCCACAUGGACAUCACCCUCACGUUCCUGACCUUUGACCUCGAGAACGACCCCCUGCUGGUGGGAGAGGGUGACUGCAAGUACGAUUGGCUGGACGUGUGGGAUGGCCUGCCACAAGUGGCUCCUCUGAUCGGCCGGUACUGUGGGACAAAGAUCCCUCCAGAGAUCCAGUCGUCCUCCGGCCUGCUGUCCCUCUCCUUCCACACCGACAUGGCUGUUGCCAAAGACGGCUUCUCCGCCCGAUACAACAUGACGCACAAAGAAGUCAGCGACUCGUUCCACUGUAGCAUGGCACUCGGUAUGGAGUCGGGGAAGAUCAGCGAUGAUCAGAUCACCGCAUCAACAACAUUCUACGACAACCGCUGGUUGGCACGCCAGGCCCGCCUCAACAACGACGACAACGCCUGGACGCCUUCAGAGGACAGCAGCAAGGAGUAUAUACAGGUUGACCUGCACUUCCUCAAGGUUUUGACAGGCAUCGCCACACAGGGGGCUGUUUCCAAGGAGACGCAGAAGUCCUACUACGUCACUACCUUCAAACUGGAGGUCAGCACCAACGGGGAGGACUGGAUGGUCUACCGGCACGGCAAGAACCACAAGAUUUUCCACGCCAACACAGACCCAGCCGAGGUGGUUCUGAACCGGGUCCCGCAGCCAGUCCUGGCCCGGUUUGUUCGUAUCCGACCACAGACUUGGAGGAACGGCAUUGCCCUGCGCUUUGAGCUCUACGGAUGCCAGAUUACAGAUGCUCCGUGUUCAGACCUGCAGGGCCUGCUGUCCGGCCUGCUCCCUGAUGCCCAGAUCUCAGCCUCCUCCAGCAGGGAUAUGGUGUGGAACCCUGCGACCGCCCGUCUGGUGGCCAGUCGCUCCGGCUGGUUCCCCGCCCCUGCACAGCCCCUGGCUGGAGAGGAGUGGCUUCAGGUGGACCUCGGUGUGCCUAAGACGGUGCGUGGAGUGAUCACCCAGGGAGCGAGGGGAGGAGACGCAGGAAGCGGGGCGACCACAGAUAACCGGGCGUUUGUCAGGAAGUACAAAGUGGCACACAGCCUGAAUGGAAAAGAGUGGAAUUUCAUCAUGGACAGCAAGACUAGCCUGCCCAAGAUCUUUGAGGGGAACACACACUACGACACCCCAGAGCUGCGCCAUUUUGAAGAGAUAGUGUCCCAGUACAUCCGGCUGUAUCCAGAGAGGUGGUCUCCCGCAGGAAUCGGGAUGAGAGUGGAGAUACUGGGCUGUGACCUUCCAGAAACCACCACGCCGGCCGACACCGUCACGCCAACUCUGCCUGCUGACAUUGAAACCACCACUGUCCCCAUUUCGACUACAGUAGCCACCUCUCCUCCAUCAGACAGCGUGUGUGACUUUGACCAUGGCCUGUGUGGGUGGAUGCACGACCCCAACGCCCCUCUGCUCUGGUCCCUGCACAGCCACGAGCUCAACAGCUAUCUGUACAUGGACGCCAGCCUAAAGACAGAGCAGCAGCAAGCCCGUCUCGUGAGCCCCGUGGUGGCGGCAGACACCGGGCCCCUCUGCCUCCUCUUCUCCUACCAGCUGUGGGGGGAGGCCCAGGGCCACCUGAAGGUCCUGCUGCGGGACGGCCACAACGAGGAGACUGUCCUGUGGACACUGAAAGACGAUCAGGGCCCCGUCUGGAGGGAGGGUCGCACCAUCCUGCCUCGCUCCCCUAAAGACUUCCAGGUUGUGAUGGAAGGUUUCUUUGUGCACGGCACUAGAGGACACAUCUGGAUAGACAACAUCCACAUGAGCUCUAGCACCCCUCUGAAAGAGUGUACACAACCCAUUGCAGCAUUUUCUCCUGAAAAUUCCGUUAAGAGACUGAAUGAAUUUGGAGAUGGACGACUUUUCAGUGGCAGACCCCCACUAGGUGGAGUUUUACAGUUCCCUGAGUGGAACACAGCAUCGCCAUCCUCUGAGCCUCCGGUGACCCGCGUCUCAGAGAAGGACAACUCGUGGCUGUACACCCUGGACCCCAUCCUGGUCACCAUAAUCGUCAUGAGCUCUCUGGGUGUCCUGCUCGGGGCGGUGUGCGCCGGCCUCCUCCUGUACUGUACCUGCUCCUACAGCGGCCUGUCGUCCCGCUCCUCCACCACCCUGGAGAACUACAACUUCGAAUUGUAUGACGGCCUCAAGCACAAGGUCAAGCUGAACCAACAGCGCUGCUGCACCGAGGCGUGAGGAGGGGUUCGAGGGAGGAAAACACAAAAGGAGACGGAACGAGAGAUACGGUCAUUUUGUGAAAAAACGCUCACUAUUUUUCAUUUCCUCCAGUUCACUUUCAGUUUGCUUCCUCAGUGGUGCAGAUCCCUGGACACAUGGACAACGAGAAAGCCACUUUUUUUAUUUAUUUUUUUUAGCUCAAAUGAGAACUCAUUUCCUGCUCAGAAAAACGUGGCACAGUCCAGUGUUAGUCGUUUUUGUGGUGAAAGAACCAAUGAGAGAAAGACUGCAGUUACCCAGAUGGAUUGUUUCAUUGCAGUGAUGUUAGGCCUCAAAAAAUAUCUACACAUAUCAAUUACAGAUUCCUGCUCCACCAAAAGAGAAGUGUUUAUAAAUGCAUCAUAGAUUUGUAAGAGGUCUAGUUUUGAAGCUGGAUACUGUAAGCUACACAUACUGAGUCAUAACACAUUGUGUUGGAAAGGUGGUAGGUUAGGAAUGUGCUUAGAAAGCGUCUUUUUUGAUCACAUGUGAACACAGUGGCCUAGAACUUAGCUCCUUAGUGUGGCCCGUUGGCUUUUUUUGUUCCGUCGUAGACUCUGCUACCUAUCAGCCUCAGUUAUCCUCUUAGUUCCUGACAGUCUGUGGUUAUUUUUAGUCACAGACGUCCAUCGAGUUUGUCUUUCUCGGUCACUCGUUUUCUGUUUAAUGUUUUCGUUCUGGCCUAUCCCCAGUCUGUGAUGGCAGAUAAGUUGAAAAAAAAGAGGCAAAGAACGUGUAUGUGUGUGUAACGGAGGGGAUUUUAACACAUUCUUUUACUGACGGAGAGAGUUAUUGUUAGAUUUAGUUGUCGGAGACUGUUGUUACUGGUUCCUGUCAAUGAGAAGGUCAUGUUUACAUUGUGGUUAAUGGUGAAAUGUCCAGGAGCUUUGGUCGGUGCAACCUAUGGAUUGCUGGUAAGGGCAGAGACUGAAAACCACUGAAGAAAGACAAACAAAGAGAGAGUGAGAGAGACUAUAUGACUGACAGAGCACUCAAAUCCCCUGCCUCCCUCUCUCUCACAGGGGCGAUGUUCUCCCUGUGCUUUUCGCGAGGACAGAAAGCAAACGGGAUCAAAAACAAAUGCCAGAAACAGCUCGUCUCAAUUGACUGUGCCCGGACACACAACAAAGCCUUAAAGCAAACUGUUUGCAGAAAUGUUGAAAAAGGAACGUUGAGGCAACACAAGAGAGAAGGUAUCGAUCUCUCUCGUUUUACAUGUGGACCUCAAAAGCCAUGAUUUAAAGGACCUACUCUUCCCCCCCCCACCUCACACAUACACACAGAUCACACCACCCCCGCCUCAAACUACUGGUUGAUUGUGGCUGUUUUCUGUUACAUUUUUUUUUUAUGUCUGCUCUCGCACAGCAAGGCAGGCAUUCUUCGGGACUAUUUUGAACCAAUCAGAAAGGGUCUUGUGUUGCACUCUCUGAAUGGACUCAUAAGCCAUGAGAAGGACAGGGUGAGAGAAGAAGUCUCCCUCCCAAGCACAUACAGUACACACAUUACUUCACUUGUAUAUACAGAUGUAUAUACAUAACAUGAAUACACACCCACUCUCACAUGAAACUUUGGACACAUACACCGAGAGGCACUCAGACCUAAAAAUGAAGGGAACAAUGGUUGCUGCUGAGAAGCCAGAGGUAUAUAUUUAAGACCAUGUCGUACACAAAUGCCAUGGAUUCACUACACACACAUGCACUCAACAUAUCAUCCCGUCUACCAUCACCAUGUACACUCACACACACGCUGUCCCUCUCCUCUGAGGCCCAUUUCUCUGGACCCCACUGACUCUUUUCAAAGUGCCUUGGAGCCUCGGGGAUCCAGCUUGCCUUUGGAGCCGGUAUCAGAUACAGUAACUUAACACUGACAGUGACAGUCACAGCGCCCCCUUCUACCCGGGAGGACCAAACAAACGUUAAAAAAGGACAGAAUUCCCCCCUUUCGCACUGCUCGGACUGCUGUUGUUGUUGUUUUAGAGGGGUCUUUGUACAGAAAUGCUCUUUUUAUGAUUGUUAUUAUAAUUAUUGUUAUGAUUAUUUAAUAAAGGAUUUAUACCAUACUGAGGAAAAA
Molecule: messenger RNA, 5620 nt
Organism: Sander lucioperca (pikeperch)
Lineage: Eukaryota; Metazoa; Chordata; Actinopteri; Perciformes; Percidae
Gene: nrp2a
Product: neuropilin 2a
Exons: 18
Coding region: 788-3529 (913 amino acids)
Biological process (GO): angiogenesis; vascular endothelial growth factor signaling pathway; axon guidance
Cellular component (GO): membrane
Molecular function (GO): vascular endothelial growth factor receptor activity; semaphorin receptor activity
Source: RefSeq, a predicted model, not a curated record